Molecule: messenger RNA, 2276 nt
Organism: Prosopis cineraria
Lineage: Eukaryota; Viridiplantae; Streptophyta; Magnoliopsida; Fabales; Fabaceae
Product: serine/threonine-protein kinase AGC1-7-like
Exons: 4
Coding region: 412-1968 (518 amino acids)
Biological process (GO): protein phosphorylation
Cellular component (GO): plasma membrane; nucleus; cytoplasm
Molecular function (GO): protein serine/threonine kinase activity; ATP binding
Source: RefSeq, a predicted model, not a curated record
GUUUUCCUCUCCUGUUAAACCCCGUGCUCUGAUUCCAAAACAAAAAUUGACUGGACAAAAAAAAAAAUUCGAUAUUUCUGUAAUAAAUUAUGGAUUUUUCCUAAUUGUGGUUCUGUUUCUAUCUCCUUCUCUUUUGCUUCCAAAAGUCUUUCUUAUGUUGCAAUCAAGAAACCAACUCAUCUUCCAUAUCCUCAUCUGUCAUUUCCUGCCAAACCAUUAACAACCACCUUCACAUUUCACAUUUUAGCUUUGGCUUCAAUCAAUUUACGUCUCUUUCUUUGACUUCCAUUUCUUUCUCCAAUUCAAAAGAAGAAGAAGAAGAAGAAGAAGUAGAAGCUCUUGUGGCUCUGUUUCAGGAUUAUUGCUGUCAUUUUGAGUUCAGAAAAUUUCUCGAGGGCUGAUUUAUUUGAGAUGAAAGACGAUUUUCCAUUGGGUGGUAUUGAUACAGCAUGUGGUUCCCCAAGGCAUCUCAAAAAGCCAAACCAAGCUGCCAAAAAGCCAACUGAAUCCCAGAAAACAGAACUACACAGCAAGAAGAUGACGUCUGCAAAUCCUGAUCCUCAAGCUACCUCAUCUACAGUAACCACGGGAAUCACAAGGGGUUUACCUUCACCUUCAAGAACCAACAAUCAUGGCUAUAGCAGUGGCAAUAGCUCACGUAGUGACAGUUUAGAAAGCACAAGUGGUGCACCCAUUAAGCCACAUACUGGUGGUGAUGUAAGGUGGGAUGCCAUUAACAUGGUUUCCAGAGGAGCCCCUCUUGAUCUUAGCCAUUUUCGGCUUCUCAAGCGAAUUGGGUAUGGGGAUAUUGGGAGUGUGUAUCUUGUAGAACUCAGAAAAACUAAGACUUAUUUUGCCAUGAAAGUGAUGAACAAGGCAGCUCUUAUAAGUAGGAAUAAACUUCUAAGAGCACAGACAGAGAGGGAGAUUCUUCAACUUCUUGAUCACCCUUUCUUACCCACUCUGUAUUCUUACUUUGAAACUGAUAAGUUCUAUUGUUUGGUCAUGGAGUUCUGCAGUGGAGGUAACCUUCACUCUCUUAGACAGAAGCAGCCAAACCAGCAUUUCACAGAAGAAGCAGCACGGUUCUAUGCUUCAGAGAUAUUGUUAGCUCUUGAAUACCUGCAUAUGCUAGGCAUAGUGUAUAGAGACUUAAAGCCAGAGAAUGUCUUGGUCAGAGAUGAGGGCCAUAUAAUGCUCUCAGAUUUUGAUCUAUCCCUUCGCUGCUCGGUCAAUCCUAUGCUCAUCAAGUCUUCAUCUGCCCAUGUAAGCAGCAGCAGCAGUGGCAACAGUGGUUCUAGUUCUGGGGUUGUUUUGGAUGACCAGCAAGCAGUGCAGAGUUGUAUGCAGCCAUCAACUUUCUUCCCACGCAUUUUACCAUCAAAGAAAAACCGAAAAUCAAAGUCUGAUUUCGGCCUCAUAAAUGGAGGUACCGCCCUCCCUGAAUUCAUGGCAGAGCCUUCAGAUGUGAGGUCAAUGUCCUUUGUAGGGACACAUGAAUAUCUUGCACCUGAAAUCAUCCGGGGAGAAGGUCAUGGCAGUGCAGUAGAUUGGUGGACUUUUGGGAUCUUCUUGUAUGAGCUUCUACACGGGACAACACCCUUCAAAGGUGCUGGAAAUAGGGCCACGCUUUUCAAUGUUGUAGGACAGCCCUUAAGGUUCCCAGAAACUUCCCAGGUGAGUUCUGCAGCAAAAGACCUUAUCAAAGGAUUGCUAGUGAAGGAACCUCCAAAGCGCAUUGCAUAUAUAAGGGGUGCAACAGAAGUAAAACAGCACCCAUUUUUUGAGGGAGUAAACUGGGCUCUAGUAAGAAGUGCCCUGCCUCCUCAUAUACCAGAUCCUGUAGAUUUUACCAAGUAUGCUGGCAACGAAUCAGCAGAAGCAGCGGACAAGGUGAUAGGUAUUGCAAAAGACAAACAUGGCCCAAAUGGCUCUGCUAAUUCUUAUAUGGAUUUUGAGUAUUUCUAACAGAAAGUCCUAACUGCACUAUACAAAACUGUCAUCCCCUUUUCUCCCUAAAGAAAAUAACGGAGGAGAACUUGAGCAAUGAUAACAUGCAUACAGAUAUGUAAAUUUCAUCCAAAGUUAUCGUUUAUACUUUUGGGUUUCUUUUAGUUUUAGGUCUUCAAUAUGUUUUGAAAAUGAAGGAUUGAAUUUUUGGAUGAGUAUCAUCACCAGAGAGAUUGUAACAUAUGACAUGAGUUCUUGUGACAGAGACCGAAAUGAUAUGGGAAGCUUAAUCUUACUAUGAAUGGUAUGAAACAAUGAAGUGUUCU